Molecule: messenger RNA, 6496 nt
Organism: Odocoileus virginianus texanus
Lineage: Eukaryota; Metazoa; Chordata; Mammalia; Artiodactyla; Cervidae
Source: RefSeq, a predicted model, not a curated record
GUGCUGAAAAUAGUUCUGAUACAGAAAGUGCUCCUUCUCCUUCACCAGUUGAAGCUGUCAAGCCUGGCGAAGACAGCACUGAAAAUGCGCCUCCUCGAGGGACUGCUGAGGCUGCGGCUGAGCUGGAGGCUACCCCUGACGCCGUGCCCAGGCCUUCUCCCUCGCCGGCAGCUUCGAGCACAAAAGCAGCCGAGGAUGACAGUGUGGAAGCCCCGGUGAAUGAUAGCAUCACAGUGGACACGGCCGAGCCGAUGGAGGUGGAGCAUGAGGAGCGCGGGGCUGAAGGCACUUCUGCUCUUGACCUCCCCUCGGCCGCCAAGGCCGAUGCUGUGGAUGUUGAAAUGCGGGUGCCAGAAAGCAGUCCAUCCAGAGUCGAAGGGGACCUCAAAGACAGAGACCUGGAGAGGAGCGGCGAGAAGCCAGAGCCUGGAGAGGAUGAUCUGGGGGUGGCCCAGCAGCUGAGCGCCCCGAGGCCUGAGCCCCUGUCUGACCACGAUUCCAGCGCCACUUGCAGUGCAGACGAGGACGUGGAUGGGGAGCCCGAGAGGCAGCGAAUGUUUCCUAUGGAUUCGAAACCUUCGUUGUUAAAUCCCGCUGGGUCUAUACUGGUCUCAUCACCCAUAAAACCAAACCCACUGGACCUGCCUCAGCUUCAACAUCGAGCUGCUGUCAUCCCACCAAUGGUUUCCUGCACCCCAUGUAACAUCCCAAUUGGGACCCCCGUGAGCGGCUAUGCCCUCUACCAGCGGCACAUCAAAGCCAUGCACGAGUCGGCGCUCCUGGAGGAGCAGCGGCAACGGCAGGAGCAGCUGGACCUAGAGUGUCGGAGCUCGACCAGCCCGUGCGGUGCCGCCCGGAGCCCCAGCAGAGACUGGGAAGGAAAAUCAGUCGCCUAUAUGCCCUAUGCUGAGGCCACACGUGCUCUAGAGCAGGAGGCACAGAUACACAGUACCACGGCCAGGUCAGCGUCACCGUGUAGGCUCUCUCCGCAGCCCGGUGUGAGUGCAGCCCGCUCUAGUGGCCCCCCAGUCCUCCAGCCUGCUCCACAUCAGGUGAUAACUAACCUUCCUGAAGGGGUUCGGCUUCCAACAACUCGGCCCACUCGGCCGCCGCCUCCUCUCAUCCCGUCAUCCAAAACCACAGUGGCUUCUGAGAAACCAUCAUUUUUACUGGGAGGCUCCAUCUCGCAGGGAACACCCGGCACUUACUUGCCUUCUCCUAAUCAGGCCUCCUACGCCCCUGAGGCAACGAAGCCCUCGGCAGGCUCCAUCUCUCUGGGACUGCCGCGGCAGCAGGAGGCCGCCAAGCCAGCCACCGUGCCCUACAUCAAACAGGAGGAGUUCUCUCCCCGAAGCCAGAACUCACAGCCUGAGGGUUUACUGGUCAGAGCCCAGCACGAAGGGGUGGUCAGAGGUACCUCAGGAGCCAUUCAAGAAGGAAGCAUAACUCGGGGAACGCCCUCUAGCAAACUCUCUGUGGAGAGCAUCCCGUCCCUCCGAGGUUCCAUCACCCAGGGAACCCCAGCUCUGUCCCAGGCUGGCAUACCCACUGAGGCAUUGGUGAAGGGACCUGUUUCUAGACUGUCCAUUGAAGAGAGCAGUCCUGAGAAAGGCCGGGAGGAAGCCGCCUCCAAAGGCCAUGUUAUUUACGAAGGCAAAAGUGGACACAUCUUAUCCUAUGACAAUAUUAAGAAUGCCCGAGACGGGACGAGGAGUCCGAGAACAGCUCAUGAAAUCAGUCUCAAAAGAAGCUAUGAAUCAGUGGAAGGAACAAUAAAACAAGGGUUGUCUAUGAGGGAAUCUCCCGUAUCAGCACCGCUGGAGGGGCUCAUCUGCCGUGCGCUGCCCAGAGGGAGCCCUCACUCUGACCUCAAGGACAGGACCGUGCUGUCUGGGUCCAUCAUGCACGGCACACCAAGAGCGACAACUGAAAGUUUCGAGGAUGGCCUUAAGUACCCCAAACAGAUUAAAAGGGAGAGUCCACCCAUCCGAGCGUUUGAAGGUGCCAUCACCAAAGGAAAGCCCUAUGAUGGCAUCACCACCAUCAAAGAGAUGGGGCGCUCCGUUCACGAGAUCCCCCGGCAGGACAUGUUGGCUCAGGAGAGUCGGAAAACCCCUGAGGUGGUGCCGAGUGCUCGGCCCGUCAUUGAGGGCUCCAUCUCCCAGGGCACACCCAUCAAGUUCGACAGCAGCUCGGGUCAAUCUGCCAUCAAACACAAUGUCAAGUCCCUGAUCACGGGGCCUAGCAAAUUGCCCCGUGGGAUGCCUCCAUUGGAAAUUGUGCCCGAGAAUGUUAAAGUGGUAGAAAGGGGCAAGUAUGAGGAUGUGAAGGCAGGAGAGCCCGUGCGGUCCCGGCACACGUCGGUGGUGAGCUCCGGCCCCUCAGUCCUCAGGUCCACUCUCCACGAAGCUCCCAAAGCACAGCUGAGCCCGGGAAUUUAUGAGGACGCCAGCGCACGGCGCACACCGGGGAGCUACACCAGCACUGUGUCCCGGGGCUCGCCCAUGCUGAGCAGACCUUCUGAAGUUACAAUUUCUUCUGGCAAGUCUGCUAAUCAUGAGAGGAAGUCAACCCUGACCCCUACCCAGAGGGAGAGCAUCGCAGCCAAGUCUCCGGUGCCUGGCGUGGACCCUGCAGUGAGCCACAGCCCCUUUGAGCCGCACCACAGGGGCGGCACCCCCGGGGAGGUGUACCGGAGCCACCUGCCGGCACACUUGGACCCAGCCAUGCCCUUUCACCGGGCUCUGGAUCCUGCAGCCGCUGCUUACCUGUUCCAGAGGCAGCUGUCACCGACCCCUGGCUACCCCAGUCAGUACCAGCUCUACGCGAUGGAGAACACGCGCCAGACCAUUCUCAACGAUUACAUCACCUCCCAGCAGAUGCAAGUUGGCCUUCGGCCUGACGUGGCCAGGGGGCUGUCCCCCCGGGAACAGCAGCUGGGGCUCCCGUACCCGGCGACCAGGGGAAUUAUUGACCUGACCAACAUGCCUCCAGCAAUUUUAGUGCCUCACCCUGGGGGAACGAGCACCCCUCCCAUGGACAGAAUCACAUAUAUUCCCGGUACACAGAUCACCUUCCCACCCAGACCUUACAGCUCCGCGUCCGUAAGUCCAGGACACUCAACACACCUUGCUGCCGCAGCCAGUGCUGAGAGAGAGCGGGAGCGGGAGAAGGAGCGGGAGCGCCUUGCCGCAGCCUCCUCGGACCUCUACCUGCGGCCGGGCUCAGAGCAGCCUGGCCGGCCCAGCAGCCACGGCUACGUGCGCUCCCCAUCCCCAUCGGUCAGAACUCAGGAGGCCCUACUGCAGCAGAGACCCAGCGUCUUCCAGGGAACCAACGGGACCAGCGUGAUCACCCCACUGGACCCUAGUGCACAGCUGCGGAUCAUGCCACUGCCUGCCGGGGGCCCUUCCAUCAGCCAGGGCCUGCCGGCCUCCCGUUACAACACCGCUGCGGAUGCCCUGGCUGCUCUUGUGGAUGCUGCUGCAUCUGCUCCCCAGAUGGAUGUGUCCAAAACGAAAGAGAGUAAGCACGACGCCACCAGGUUAGAAGAGAAUGUGAGGAGCAGGGCAGCAGUCAGUGAGCAGCAGCUAGAGCAGAAAAGCCUGGAGGCGGAGAAGAGAGCCGGUCAGUGUCUGUACACCUCUUCAGCCCUGCCGAGUGGCAAGCCCCAGCCUCACUCUGCAGUAAUUUACUCUGAGGCUGGGAAAGAGAAAGGGCCUCCUCCCAAGUCCAGAUAUGAGGAAGAGCUAAGGACUCGAGGAAAGACCACCAUUACCGCAGCUAACUUCAUAGACGUGAUCAUCACCCGGCAGAUUGCCUCGGACAAGGACAGCAGGGACCGUGGCUCCCAGAGCUCAGACUCUUCCAGUAGCUUAUCUUCUCACCGGUAUGAAACACCUGGCGAUGCUAUUGAGGUGAUAAGCCCUGCCAGCUCUCCCGCACCACCCCAGGAGAGGCUGCCGGCCUACCAGCCGGAGGUCGUGAAGGCGAGCCAGGCAGAAAACGAAGCCCCCAGACAGUACGAAGGACCACUGCAUCACUACCGGCCGCAGCAGGAGUCCCCGUCCCCGCAGCAGCCACCGCCCCCACCCUCACAAGCCGAGGGGGCGGGGCAAGUACCCCGGACACACCGGCUCAUCACACUUGCUGACCACAUCUGCCAAAUUAUCACACAAGAUUUUGCUAGAAAUCAAGUUUCCUCGCAGCCCCCCCAGCAGCCUUCCACUUCUACAUUCCAGAGUUCACCAUCUGCCUUGGUGUCUACACCUGUGAGGACGAAAACAUCAAACCGCUACAGCCCAGAAUCCCAGUCUCAAUCUGCUCACCAUCAGAGACCAGGCUCGAGGGUCUCUCCAGAAACUCUAGUGGACAAAUCCAGGGCCAGCAUCAGGCCCGGAAAGUCCCCAGAGAGGAGUCACAUCUCUUCGGAGCCAUAUGAGCCCAUCUCCCCGCCUCAGGUUCCUGUUGUGCAUGAGAAGCAGGACAGUGUGCUGCUGCUGGCCCAGCGUGGAGCCGAGCCCGCGGAGCAGAGGAAUGACUCCCGCUCACCAGGCAGCAUAAGCUACCUGCCUUCAUUCUUCACCAAGCUCGAGAGCACAUCCCCCAUGGUGAAGUCAAAGAAGCAAGAGAUUUUUCGUAAGUUGAACUCCUCUGGUGGAGGUGACUCUGAUAUGGCAGCUGCUCAGCCAGGAACUGAGAUCUUUAAUCUGCCAGCAGUCACCACCUCAGGCUCCGUGAGCUCCAGAGGCCACUCCUUUGCUGACCCUGCCAGUAACCUCGGGCUGGAGGACAUCAUCCGGAAGGCGCUCAUGGGGAGCUUUGACGACAAAGUGGAGGAUCACGGGGUGGUCAUGCCCCAGCCAGUGGCAGUGGGGCCUGGGGGCGCCAGCACCUCGGUGGUGACCAGCGGCGAGAUCCGGAGGGAGGAAGGGGACCCAUCGCCUCACUCAGGAGGAGUUUGCAAACCAAAGCUGCUCAGCAAGGCUAACAGCAGGAAAUCGAAAUCGCCUGUCCCGGGGCAGGGCUACCUGGGAGCGGAGCGGCCCUCAUCGGUCUCCUCUGUGCACUCAGAAGGGGACUACCACAGGCAGACGCCGGGCUGGGCCUGGGAGGACAGACCCUCUUCGACAGGCUCGACACAGUUCCCCUACAACCCCCUGACCAUGCGGAUGCUCAGCAGCACGCCCCCUGCGCCCGUCGCCUGCACUCCCACCUCGGCCAACCCGGCUGCCCCGCACCAGCCGAGUAGGAUCUGGGAGCGGGAGCCGGCCCCGCUGCUAUCCGCGCAGUACGAGACGCUGUCUGACAGCGACGACUGACCUGUGGGCAGGGGUCCCAGGGUGCGCGGGGCUCCAAUUUCUGGUAGCUUCCUCUCUAACUGCAGGCCCGAAGCCUGCCCGCCUAGGAUUUGUGCCCAGAGACUUUUCUGGAGAGCCUGGACCAUGGACAGUGAAGAGACAAUGGAAAUUCAUUUUGGGGUCAAAUGAGGGGAAAAGGCUGUCUUGAUACAAGCAGUUCUGUGGAUGAUAGUAAUAGUGGAGGGUCGACAUGUAGAGUUUUUAAAAAAGUGGAUAAUUCCUGUUUUACAUCUGUUUGUAAAGAAACCAUGAUGUCUCUAAUCACUCUGUAAAUAGAGGACCUUUUUGCAGUGUUCCCUUCGCUGUAGUAUAUCUGGUGUACUUAUGUUCAAUCAGCACAUCAACUUGGGGGUGAUUUUUUAAAAAUCUCUCGUCUACCUUUUUAACCCUUGCCUUCCAAACAACGUCAUACAGCCCAGUUCCAUGGUGUUGGCUGUCACGGGCAUUGUACUUUUAUCCAAUUUUGUCUCCUCUAAGCUCAGAUUCCCAGUGAUGUUUAAAAUCUUGUGGAGAUGUUUAGGUUUUUAACACAUGCUGCCAUAAAAUCUGUACAUUAACGUAUUAGGGUCUAAAGGAGAAACAAAAUUCUGCCAUAUUGUAAAUUUCCAGGGCAGUCUUUUUUUAAAUUAGAAGCACUGAAAACAUAGUACUGCAUGGGUAUUGUUCUAGUUCAGUUUCUAACAUUUUAAAGGCUUAUUUGAGGUGUACGUACCUCGCUGUUACGCACACUAGUAAUUAACCCCACCCUGGGUAUUUGCCUGCAUUUGAUGCAGCAAAGCUUUUGGUUUGGAAAUAAAUCUGACUGCCCUGUCCACAGCUACAGUAGAUGAUUGUGACUGAAGGCUUUGGUGUCUCAAGUUAGCUGACGUGUCACUGGCUGAGUGGAAGGUGACACCUGGUACAGAGCCUCUCGGCCGUGCGUCCUCCUGGGCUCAGGAGGAGCAGACGGCCCUUCCACUGCAUGCCACCCUGUGCUUACACUUUCACUUUGAUUCCUUGUGGGCAAGUGUUUGUCAUCAAAUGUUUUCAUUUCACCAAAUCUCAAGGAGCAAAUAUUUAAAAGACUGAUACUGGAGGACCAGUCUUAAUCUUCAUUAGUAACUGCUUGUUGAAUUAAAUUUUUUUCAUACACUCAA